Messenger RNA from Limulus polyphemus (Atlantic horseshoe crab), 1312 nucleotides. RefSeq names its product endochitinase A-like. Lineage: Eukaryota; Metazoa; Arthropoda; Merostomata; Xiphosura; Limulidae. The record is from RefSeq and is a predicted model, not a curated record. The transcript is spliced from 3 exons. The coding region runs from base 23 to 1312 and encodes 429 amino acids.
GUGUGCGAAAACUCCUAAUUUGAUGGCGGAUAACUUAGGAAGAGAAACGCAAGAUUCCAGAGUCAACACACCAGGAAAUUCUCCAAUUGUUGUGACUGUUUCAGGAAUAGCUGGAACAAGGACUCAGCUUGCUACCAAUGCUGUCAGCAACUGUGGCUCAAGUGUUAUAGAUAAGCCAUCGUCAAACGUUUUCAGUUUUAUCCCAAAUAAUUUGUGUGUCACAUCUUCUCGACCAUCAAUCACAAUGACUGGAGCCACCUUUUCAAUACCUGUACAUAUUACCCAAACUUCAAUUUCUUCAAUUAGUACACCCUUAACACCAACUUCACAGAGUAUCAGUUGGCUAGCUGCUGGACCUUCACUUUCUCAGCCUCUUGCUGUUGUAAACUCCCCUAUAAGCUCAGGACAGCUUUUAUUUCCAUCUACUCCACCUGUACAGAUACUGAGUUCUGGAUCAGUAUCAACCACUGCCACUCUUACUUCUUGUCCAUCUAUGCCAGUCUUCUCGUCUCAGCAUCCAGUCGGAACAGUCACAAAGAUUGUUGGAACAACACCAUCCUCAUGUUCCAUGUCAAAUAGCAGCUCACUUCCUUCUUGUAUGAACCCUUCAGGCAAAGGUACACAUGGCUACAUCAAAACUAUGGUGAGCCCUAAAUUAAGCACAGAGAUUCGAACCAGUGCUGUAUCUCUUGUAGCUGAUAGAAAAGUGCUCGCUGAGAUACUUCCAUCUUCUCUGAAACCUAAAGAACCACUCUUGACAACCAACAUAUCAACUCUGCCAAUAAGUCUUCCUCCUGGUUUGACAGUGGUAGCUCCACCAGCUCUCAGACUGCCAUCAGUCUCAUUGCCUCUUUUAUCUUCGGGAGUUCCUUCUGUACCAUUUCUUGCCUCCUGUUCUAUGGUUUCUAGUCCUUCUGGAGGAUUCAUUAAAGUUGUGAAAAAUAUCCAACCUCCCAUUUCGCAAGCACAUGUUGAGACUUCUGCUUCUCCUCUUCUGACAUUAUCUUCCCAUCCACUCUGUUCCUCUUUUCCAUCCUCUAGCUCUGGAACCCCAUCUGUGGCUUCAUCUUUAACUUUGAACUCUGCAUCAAGUUUAAAUUGUGGACCCUCCUCAGUGCUAUCUGGGUCAGCAGUGACUCCACUAGUUAAUGUAACAAAUUCAUUGAAUGCUAACCAGUCAUUCAGUGGUUCCAAGAUUGACCCUCAUCAUCCUGACUUCGAUCCUAUAAAAGCUAUGGACUGGAAAGAUGGAAUAGCUACUCUCCCUGGCAGUAAUAUGAAGGUAAAGAAUAGUUCUACAGAAAUAUAUUAA